GGCAACUAUUAAGUAGUAGUAGAAGUGAAAGCGUAGUAGGAAGGGAAGAAGAGAAAGUGGGUUUGGCGGCAGCAGCAUAAUGGCAGUUUCAAUUCCUCUAUUCUCCUCCACCUUAUCCUCUUCUUCUAUUUCUCUUUCUUCAUCUUCAAAACUUCACUUCGCUUCUCGCACUUCAUCACUCCGCCGUAAUUCAACUUCUCUCGUUAUUCGCUCUUCUUAUUCUGGAAAUGGUUCUUCCCCUAAUGCCUUCAAUUCCAGGAAUUCUGAAAUUCCAUCGAUGUCUCCGUUUGCACUGUCAAUGAAUGAAUCUAGUAAGCCAAAAUGGAGAAGGGUUUUGCUCAAAGUUAGCGGAGAAGCACUUGCUGGAGAUCAGGCUCAGAAUAUUGACCCUAAGGUAACUAUGUCCAUUGCGAGGGAAGUGGCAGCUGUAACCCGCCAUGGCAUUGAGGUUGCACUAGUUGUUGGUGGGGGUAACAUCUUCCGUGGAGCCUCGUGGGCUGGAAGUAGUGGUCUUGACCGCUCAUCUGCUGAUUAUAUUGGGAUGCUGGCAACAGUCAUGAAUGCUAUAUUUCUUCAAGCAACAAUGGAGAGUAUUGGCAUUCCAACUAGAGUACAAACUGCGUUUCGCAUGUCUGAGGUUGCAGAACCAUAUAUACGCAGAAGGGCUGUGAGGCAUUUGGAGAAAGGAAGGGUUGUCAUUUUUGCUGCCGGCACUGGAAAUCCAUUCUUUACCACAGACACUGCCGCAGCACUUAGAUGUGCAGAAAUUAAUGCAGAGGUUGUACUCAAAGCUACAAAUGUUGAUGGAGUAUUUGAUGAUGAUCCAAAGCGUAACCCUCAAGCGCGUCUUCUUGACACACUAACCUAUCAGGACGUAAUAAAAAAAGAUCUGUCAGUGAUGGACCUUACUGCCAUAACGUUGUGUCAAGAAAAUAAUAUUCCUGUUGUAGUCUUCAAUCUAAACAAACCAGGUAACAUAGAGAAGGCCAUUAAAGGUGAGAGAGUUGGCACUUUGAUUGGGGCAACGUGGAAUUCUACCAUAUCAAGAACGUGAAAAUAUUUGAAGACCAAUUACAAGUGAUUCUUUCUCGUGGUUUUGUUAUGCAAUCAUCCACCUGAGGAUACCAAAAUGGAGGUGCAUUAUUUUGCAGCUGGUGCUUUUGAUGUACUUUAAGGACACUGUUUUAAGUCAAAAUCUGUAAAUAUAACUAGGUGUAUUAUUUUUAACAUUAUUUUUUAUUGGGAAAUGCUAACAAGUGCCCUUAGGGUAAGGACACUUGUUAAGAAGUUUAAAGAAGAAA
Medicago truncatula (barrel medic) is the source of this 1301-nucleotide messenger RNA. RefSeq names its product uridylate kinase. The transcript has 7 exons. Gene Ontology annotation, molecular function: UMP kinase activity. The coding region runs from base 80 to 1054 and encodes 324 amino acids. The record is from RefSeq and is a predicted model, not a curated record. Gene Ontology annotation, cellular component: cytoplasm. NCBI's taxonomy places the organism in Eukaryota, Viridiplantae, Streptophyta, Magnoliopsida, Fabales, Fabaceae. Gene Ontology annotation, biological process: UDP biosynthetic process.